GCACAUAAAAUAAAGAUUUUAGUAUUCGCAUGAAAUGAUAGAAAUUUAUUGUCACUUAUCUUAUAUAUAUACAUAGUAAUCAUUUUUUCGUGAAUAAUUCUCUCCCCGUUCCAUUAUUUAUUUCUCAGUAUCUCUCUCUUUCUUUCCCUUACUUUAUUGUUGCUUUUAAACCUUGAAUUUGCUCAUAAACCAAAAAUAUAAUACCAAAACAACAAACAAACAAACAAAAAUUAGAAUUCCCCUAAUAAUGUCUUCGGAUCGUCACACACCGACGAAAGAUCCACCGGAUCAUCCGUCCUCUUCCUCCAACCACCACAAGCAACCACUUCCUCCUCAGCCGCAGCAACCACUCAGCCGCUACGAAUCGCAGAAACGCCGCGAUUGGAACACGUUCAUCCAAUACCUAAAAUCACAAAAUCCACCGUUGAUGAUGUCUCAGUUCGACUACACGCACGUGCUAAGUUUCCUAAGGUACUUAGAUCAGUUUGGUAAGACCAAAGUACAUCAUCAAGCUUGUGUCUUCUUCGGACAACCCGAUCCACCAGGUCCGUGCACGUGUCCUCUCAAACAAGCUUGGGGAAGCCUAGAUGCUUUGAUCGGACGGCUAAGAGCUGCUUACGAGGAACACGGUGGCGGGUCACCUGAUGCUAACCCGUUUGCAAACGGGUCUAUCCGGGUUCACUUGAGGGAAGUGAGAGAAUCUCAAGCCAAGGCUCGUGGGAUUCCGUACAGGAAGAAGAAGAGGAGGAAGACUAAAAACGACGUCGUUGUUAUCAAGAAGGAUGUUGCAAACUCUUCGACUCCUAAUCAGUCGUCCACUUGAUAAUUAAUCAUAUUUUAAAAUUUUCCAAUAUAGGUAAUCAAUUUUCAAUUCUCUCUUUCUUUUUUUAAUUUAAAGUUUCGUAUGAUCUUUUUCUAAUUGAAAUUAUUCUCUCUGGAUAUCUAGACUACAAAACUCAAAAGAUCGAAUUAAUAAUAGUGAUUGAUUCUAUCAAA
Molecule: messenger RNA, 996 nt
Organism: Arabidopsis lyrata subsp. lyrata
Lineage: Eukaryota; Viridiplantae; Streptophyta; Magnoliopsida; Brassicales; Brassicaceae
Product: protein LIGHT-DEPENDENT SHORT HYPOCOTYLS 9
Exons: 1
Coding region: 248-823 (191 amino acids)
Biological process (GO): mRNA transcription; response to light stimulus
Cellular component (GO): nucleus
Source: RefSeq, a predicted model, not a curated record